AAUAAAAUAAUAUAUUUAAAUUUCUUAUCUUUCAUAUUUAUUGUCAUAUAUAAAUUUCUAAUCUAUUAGUUGAAUUAUUCUUUUGAUAAAACUUUGAAAAGAAAAGAUUUAGAAUAAUAAAAGUUUAAAUAAAAAAAAUAUAAAUAGAAAUAAUAAUAUAAGUAUAAAUAAAUAAAAAUAGAAAAAAUUAUAAUAAUCUAAUCAUCGAAAAAUAUGCUUUUUUCAAAGCCUAGUUCUCAAAUAUUUGAAGGUAUCGAAAAGUGACAAAGAAGAUAGAUGUCAAAAUGGUUUUUCAAAUGUAAUAAGCAAAUCAUACGUAUCGCAGUUUAUCUCGUCAAUGUACGUAAAACGUUUUUAAGUAAUAAAUUGUAGCGAAUUAAAAACACAAAAACUUUAAUAGACAUUUUAUAUACACAUUCAAGUUAUCUAUUUAUUUGAAAAUAUUAUUGAAACUAUUAUAUUAUUUCUAAACUUAUUAAAAUCAAGAGAAUUGAAAAAUAUUCAUAUUUAAAAAUAAUUAUUGUGACUACGAUAUUGAAGGCAUAUUUGACAAUACUUUCUAAUCUGUAACAAGAAGUGCGUUAUUACAUACAAUAGACAAACAUUUAAAAAGUUGUUCAAAGUGAUAUACGAGCUGACCCGAGAAUCCAAAGAAAAGAAAAUGGAUAAAGAAAAUCACCGAGUUAACAAAGCAAACUGCAAUUCGAUAAAGAAUCAGAACGAGGCACGUGAUUUAGUAUUCAAGGGAGACGAGAUUCAAAAUUGUGAAUAAAUAGAUUGAUCCAUUUUAAUUUUUUACCAUCAAUAUUCUAUUUUAAGGAAUAAUUUAAAUUAUUUUAUCAUAUAUUUAUAUUUGAAAUAUAUAAUAAAUUUUUUUACAUAUUUCAAAAAAACCUUUUUUUUAUAAAAAAUAUUUAUUAUCUACAUAAUACAAUUCAUAAUUUAUUUAAAUAAAAUUACGCUAUAAUAUCGAGAAAUUGGAAAUAAAUUGAAAAUACAUUUAGAUUAAAACAUAAUUUCUUUGAAGUACAGUGGAUUUUUUGUUAUAUUUAAAGAAUAAAUUUGAAAAUAAUUUAAGAUAUGUAUAUUUAGCUUAACGUAAAUCGGAAUAGAAUCCAUUAAAGAGAGAUUAUAUUUUGAGUAGUAUUUUUAUUGUGUGAUAGGCAGAUAAAAUCCAAAUUAAAAAUUAUAACUUACAAUGAUUAUAUGUAAUAGUAGCAUGAAAGAAUUUUUUCAGCGUGCAGAACUGAAAGAACAAAAUGAUGAAAAGAAGAUACAAGAAAACAAAAAUUUUAGAAGCGGAACAACCAAGGAGAAAGAAAUAAAAUGCGAAGAAGAUAUGAAAGAAGAUGAAGAAUUACUGAUACCACAUGGAAAUACGAUGUUUGGACUCUGUGCUAUUUGUCAUCUUGCUCUUGGAAAUAUAAAUUCUAAUUUUAGUCAAUAUAUUCCUUGUUCAAAGGGUCAUGCUGUGUGUCAACGUUGUAUUCAACACUUUGCGCUUCAAUCAGAUCCUGGCUGUAUUCUUUGUCAUGCACAGUAUCAACAAUCAAAUAUAAAUUUAUCGCGAGAAAGUAAUGUUAGUUUGAAUUCAAUAUAUACGCAUCUAAAGAGAAUGCAAAUUCCACGACAACAAUUGGAAUAUUAUUCGAAGCAUCAUCAACAUUUACAGCAAUACAUCCCUAUUGACAUUGAACAAUCAUAUAACAAGUCUUGGAAUCAAAAUUAUCCAUGUGCAACACAAAAUAUUGAAAGAAAUACAUUAGGAUAUUACAAUGAUUAUUUUGAAGAGAUAUCUGAUUAUGACCAAAUUAAAGAACAAAAUAACAUGCGCGAACAACGAAAUAAAAAUUGUGACAAACAGAGACGACAAAGUUAUUGUAAUUUAUUUAAAAAAGGAAAUACAGAAUCAUAUGUGUCUGAAGCAAAAGUUAGCGGACAAAUUAGCGCAGAAUGUUCUCGAAGACCGAUUCGCUGUCCACGAAUUGAUUGUGCCAUAAAUGUAGCUUUUUCAGCGUUAACUCAUCAUUUCAUUUUUGAUCAUCCAGAAGUACCUAUCCUGAAUGUAGAGCCAGGUAUUAAAAGUACACUCAUCGUCAGUUUUAGUGCUCUAUCUUCCAAUUCUAGUAGAUGUCUGGCUCUCCUUUUAGUUUCCGGUAAACUCUCAGAACCUGUUGCGAGAUUGUUUAAUGGUAGUCAAAUCAACCCAAAAUAUCGAAAUCGUUUACCAUUACCAGUAUUAGCUGCUCGACUACAUUGUACAGAUCAAUGCAUAUCUAAUGACAAGAUUAAUAAAAAGAAAAAUUUUCAUGAGAAAGAUAUAAUUAUUGCUUGGGUUGCUGGGCUGGAUAUUGGAAAUACAACAAACAAACUUUUAUGUAGUAUUCAGGCUGUAGACAAGAUUGAUAAUGAAGGCUUACGUUGCCUAACAUAUACAGGUCCAGUGAAUUCAUUAAGAACUGCUCAAUGUCCUCAAGACAUUUUUUCAACAGGUGAUUGCAUAGUUCUGCAUGAAGGUCUUCUCAGUCACAUUACAUCAGAUUGUGCUACACUCAAUGUCAAUGUUACUGUGCAUUAAAUAUAUUACAAAUGUGAUAUAUUAAAUUAAAUUUCAAUAUUAAUUAAAACGUCUAUCAAAGGCGGGAAUAAUACUUACAUAGAAAAAAAUCAUAUCUUUGAUAUAUAUCCAAAUUUUGGGUAUCGUUUAGUGUAAUACUAUGUAAUAGUAUAUUAUUAUUUGAAUAUAUAUAUAAAAUGUUAGAGAAAAGUAUGUUUGAUAUGUUAUAAACUCGUCAUAGCAGGAGGCCGAGCAUACGCUUUUGGAAUAAAUCCAUAUUUACGAGUUUUAGGCGCGUAUGCCCACAGCCACCCAUCUACAGUUUGAUUUCCUAAAUCCGCAUAUAUCCAGUCAGCUCUUCUCACAGAUAAAUCAUCUGGCGCCUGCGCCUUAUAAUCGUAAAGUACUACUAAUUCCGUGCCAUUUGUCUCAUCUCGAAAAUCUCGUAAACCUUUUUGUUGUAAUGAUUCAUUUCCUGACAUAUUGUUAUUUCCUUUUCCUUGAAAUGAAAUAAUAUUUAAAUAUAAAAAUUAAAAUUUUUCUGUUUUAUUAAUUUUAAUUUCUACUAAAAAAAAUAAAACCAACCUAAAGCAUGUGUUUCUGUAGAUGUAGUAGCUACAGUAGUAGUGGUAGUGGUUGUAGUAGUUGUAGUUGCAUAUGAAUGGAGAACAUGUCCUGGAUAGACAAAUCCUGAUGGUACAAAUCCUUCAUUACCAUCACAAUGUCUUAGUACCCAAAACCAAUCAGGAUCAUCUCGAUUGAGUACAGUUACAAAUUCACCUCUUUCUACGCUAACAUCAUUUUCAUCUCUAGCCACAAAAGUGUAAAGUACAAUAUACCUUCCAGCUGAUGGAUCCU
Apis cerana (Asiatic honeybee) is the source of this 3415-nucleotide messenger RNA. RefSeq lists its product as uncharacterized. The record is from RefSeq and is a predicted model, not a curated record. NCBI's taxonomy places the organism in Eukaryota, Metazoa, Arthropoda, Insecta, Hymenoptera, Apidae.